GGGUAACACAAUACACCCCGAAGAGGAGGAGGAGUGCUGCUCUCAUCGCCGCACCGCAGCCAGCAUGGAGGCUUAGUGCCUGGCCCUGAUGCCGCAUCGUGCACACCACCCCUCCCGGGUGCAGGCUGGCCUCGCUCGCAUGUUCUUGCUCCCCCCGGGAUCCUCGCAGACACGCCACGGCGCAGCGGAGAGGACAUGAUCAGCUCUGCGGCGGCGCUUCUCCUCUGUGUGCUGGGCUGUAACGUAUGGAGAGCGCUCAGCAAGAGCCUGCCGGAGCACAAUGCAGCAGCUCAAGAGGUGACAUUGAAGGUCCAGGUCAGCGAUGUGAGCACCCACCAGCCCCUCGGUAAUGCCGCCAUAGAGAUCUUCUCCAAUCAGGUUUCUCUUGUGUCUGGGACCACCGGAGCCGAUGGGACUGCGCUGAUCAAACUGCAGUACAAGCUGGGAAAUCAGCUGAUUGUAACAGCCACCAAACAUGCCUAUGUGCCAAACUCUGCACCCUGGAGGCCACUCCGAUUGCCAGUGUUCUCCUUCGUAAGCCUUGAAUUGCUGCCUGAGCGCUCCGCCACAUUAAUGGUCUAUGAUGAUGUUGUUCAGAUAGUCUCAGGAUAUCAAGGGUCACGUCUGCAGCCUCAGGUUCACUUUGCAAGACGUGCUUUGGAUCUGCCUGGCAAUGCCACCUAUAAGGACCUUGCAGCGUUCCUGACAGCAGCCACCACAUUGUCAGAGGUGGACAGUUUCCCCUACUUACAGGGAUCAGAUGGGAACUCAUCAGGGAACAGCAGCAAGUUUGACCUCAUCCCAGUCACAGCCAUCAGCAUCCAUUUACUCAGCAGCAAUAAGACAGACGUGUUGGUACAAGGCCCGAUCUAUGUGACCGUGCCCCUGCCAGCUGACAGCACCCUGAAGCACAAUGAGCACGUGCCUGCCUGGCGGUUUGACCAAAAUCACGGAGCAUGGGUGAAGAGCAGCUUUGGCAUUAUAAAGCAGGAGGGGAACCAGCUGACCUGGACUUACAUUGCCCCACAGAUGGGAUAUUGGGUAGCUGCCAUGUCUCCUUCCAUCCCAGAUCCAGUGGUGACACCGGACAUUGCAAGUUACCAUACUCUCUUCCUCUUGGCCAUAUUAGGAGGGAUUGCAUUCAUCCUCUUGGUCCUCUUCUGUCUGUUGAUCUAUUACUGCAGGAGGAAAUGUAUAAAGCCUCGCCAGCAUCACCGCAAGCUUCAUCUCUCCUCUGCUUUGGAGUCGUCCAAGAAGGACCAGGCCACCUCCAUGUCCCACAUCAAUUUAAUUAGCCCUAUCCAUAUGGAUAUGAUAUCCUCAAGUGGCGAGGCAGAUAUGCAUACCCCGAUGCUCAAGCCUUCCUAUAAUACCUCACGGGAUUUUAGCUCCAGGGAAGAGCUGCUUUCUCAGGAGGAUGAUAAAAACCGAAUGUCCUUCGAGAACCUGACCCCAAGUGGGACUUUGAGGCAAGUCUACAACAAAUCUCUGGAUCAAUUCCUGUUAAAAUCAAGGAAGUCCGCUGAAAUCUCAGAUGGGUUCGUCUCUCCCAUGAAAGAUGAGUACCGUCGGAGCUAUAACUCUGUGAUCUGCCAGCCUUUGUGCGAAAACAAGGAUCAGCUGUCCACCAACAAUGUUUCAGCAGGAAGCAAGCCAAACCUUCAUGAACAAAGUCACCCCGUGCCUUCCGCUCCUGAAACCGAGCAGGUCAUGGACCGACGGCCUAAUGAAUGUAUGAUGUCAAGGUCUGUAGAUCACCUUGAAAGGCCAACCUCAUUUCCUCGUCCUGGUCAGCUCAUAUGCUUUAACUCUGUGGAUCAAGUCAACGAUGGUGUUUACCGAAAUGUCUUGCCUACCUUGGUCAUCCCAGCUCACUACAUGAAACUUCAAGCAGAGCACCCUUUUGUCAGUCAGCAGCUGAUCGUGUCCGCCGAGCAACAGUACGAGCUUGAGCGGCUCCAAGCAGAGCUGUCCAAUUCUCACCCCCAACAUCCUCAGCCAUCCUCACAACUAAGUUCCCAAGCUGUAUCUCAACAACACUUGCAAGAUGGAGAAGGAGUAGAGUGGAGUGGGCAAAACACUGUGAUGUCAGAAUCUGUUUCUAUCCCCGCUUCCCUCAAUGAUGCUACCAUUGCUCAACUUAACGGCGAGGUGCAGCUCUUGACAGAGAAAGCUCUGAUGGAGCUUGGCGGUGGUCGACCAAUGCCCCAUCCCCGUGCCUGGUUUGUGUCUCUAGAUGGUCGGUCAAAUGCACACAUAAGACAUUCAUACGUCGAUCUCCAAAGAGCAGGAAAAAACGGCAGCAACGAUGCCAGUUUGGAUUCUGGUGUCGACAUGAACGAACCAAAAUCCGGACGAAAAGGAAGAGGAGACAAAUUUGGCGUCCUACAGCAGCAACGCCAAACCCUAAUGGAGCACCAGCAAAAAGAUCAGAAGGUGUCGGAGAGCUCAGCUUACACUCAGCUGGUUUAUUUGGAUGACAUGGACCAAAGCGGUAGUGAAUGCGGCACAGCUGUGUGCAGCCCUGAAGAUAACCGGGCUUUUACUGAACCUCCAAAAAGGAGCGGCAGCCAGUUGCCCAGCCUUCAGGAAGAAACUGUUAAACGAACUGAAGAUUCCUCACCCGUGCCAUUAAACAGCCCCGAUCACGAGUAUUCCAUCAACGAUGAUUGUUCUGAUGACCAGGGAGAGAACAAAAAAAGUCCUUGGCAAAAGCGGGAGGAACGGCCGCUUUUGGCUUUCAACAUGAAAUGAAUUGACGUACCACAAAGUGGGCUCAAAAAAAAAUUGCCAAAUAUCCUUUCUUUGGAAAUAUUUAAUUUGUAGGGUCGGGGGUUUGACUGGAACAGAGGAACUCAUUAGCGACUGGUUUCAAAAAAUGUUUUUUUUUUGCAAUUCGAAUCAAGGAGUGGAUUUUAUGGAAUCGUAACUGUGCGUGAAAAGAAAUGAUAGCCCAGUGUAGCACUAUCUCAGUCUUUUUUUAACCAAUGGCUAAAGAUUUGAAUACAAAACUUUUUUUUUUUUUCUUGAUAGGUUCUGACCACUAACCUCCCGAGAUGGGGAGCAUGUGACAAGUUUUUAGUUCUGAAAA
Nanorana parkeri is the source of this 3091-nucleotide messenger RNA. It is a transcript of the gene FAM171A1, whose product is annotated as family with sequence similarity 171 member A1. Gene Ontology annotation, cellular component: plasma membrane. Gene Ontology annotation, biological process: regulation of cell shape; stress fiber assembly. The record is from RefSeq and is a predicted model, not a curated record. NCBI's taxonomy places the organism in Eukaryota, Metazoa, Chordata, Amphibia, Anura, Dicroglossidae. The transcript has 8 exons. The coding region runs from base 196 to 2754 and encodes 852 amino acids.